UUUUAUUAACUUUUCGGUCUUGGACUAAUUUUUACUGAUUUCUAAAAAAAUGGGAGUCAAAAUUGUGUCUUUUCAGUUGUGAGUGCGAGGUAUGAUAAAAGAAGAACUGGUAAAAGAGGCACGACUGUCAUAACAGUUAUGCUCUGUACAUGCAGAAAUCAUGAUUUCUUGGACAAAGGCAUGUCCAUUAUUCGUUCAACGAGAAACCAUAAAUACCUGUUUCGCGCAGCUCAGGUAGGCCCUCUAGUCCUUGUAGUCCCUUGUAGUCCUAUACACGGUGGAUGAGAAUUUAUACACAAACAAAGCAAGUGACACCUUCAACGUCGAAGAAGAUACUGAAUAUAAAACCACCAGAUACGCAGGUAAGUGCCACACUGCGCAUGCGCAGAGAAAUUAUGGUUGAGCCAAUCAAAAUUAACAUGCGCAGCAUGAACAAAAACACGUUGUGUGACAGGUAUGGUCUCUCGUUGAACGAAUAACAGAAUACAUUUAAAAUUAUCUAUAACUUAUUAUUAAAAAUUAAGCAACAAGAAAUGGAUGAUUAUACAGUACCAUUAGAUGCUGAAACCGAAAUGUUUUGUACAUUGUAUUUGUUUAAAAAUGUGCAAAAUUCUAAUGAAAUAUGUAAAAAGGUUAUGAGUGGUGAACUUCCUUGUUGCAUUAUAAAAGCAUCGCUCAUAGCAGAUCCAUUUCAAUUAAUAAUAAGUUCAAACAAAGCUGCAAUUAAUGCAAAGAUGAAUCAACUUACUACGAAGAAUGUAUAUAAUGAAAUUUUGUUCAAUUUAUCGAUGUCGAAAAACAUAUCACGUGCCCUGACCGAAUUCGGCAUUAGCGAUAGUGAUAAAAACAUAUUAAUAGCAAUAAUACACAAAGCGGAUGAAAAAACAACAUUAAAUACAGUUAUGAAUACUAUAAAAGGAGAAAAAAUACCAGUGUCAAAAUUACCUGAAUAUACAGAUCUUGAAUUAAUAAAACAGACAUACAAAAUUGAUAAAGAUGAACUGAAGGUUUCUAGUUUAAUUAAUUCAAUUGUAUCUAGAAUUAGUGGUAUUUAGUUCAUAGUGUUCUUAAUAUCAAUGUUAUCAUUUAUGAGAACACAAUAAUUUACAAAGAACGCAAAAAGGAUUUGAUGAAAAGGAAAAUUAGAAUAGUUCAAUCAAAAAUACUUUUUUCUCUUUUAUUCACUCAUAAAUAAGGCCAAAGAUGUGUAGAAAACAAUUGUUAUAUCCGCAAGGACACAGUAUGCGUCAAAUCCUGCGGAAGCAAAGUAGCAAUUUAAGGAUAAUACCCUUAAAUGCAUACAAAAGCAAUAUAAUAUUGACAGUUUGUUAUGUAUACCUUGGCAAACCACAUAUUUCGCACAUUGCAAAAUCUGCUGCAUUGAGAAAAGUGCAAUGAGAACAUGUCCAGAGUGUUUGAUCGGGAGGUGGAUUUGCCAUUGGUUCUGUACCAACUCCUAUUCCACUUCCCCCUACCAGUACAGGAGAUGACAUUCUUGAAUUGCUAUCAAUGGAUGACUGUGACGAAUGCAAUGUAGACGCUGUAGUUGCAGAGAUAAGUUGUUCAACUGUUGCCCAAUGUUCAGAUCUUGCCCAUUCUAUUGCUUUUUCUUUAUCUUUAUUACGAACUGCUUCUAAUAACGGUGUCAUAUGGUCCUACAGGAAAGCAAACAUAUUGUAUCUGCUAUAAAAAUACACAUUUUUGCAACAUAAAAAUUUAACAUUGAAGAUACCUUCAUUGGUAACAUAUCCAUUGUUGCGAUAAACAGUAACAAAUGGAAGUCUGAAGCUGCUUCUAGAAAUUCAUCUUGAUUAAAUUGUUGCAUGUAAGAACAAAGUGAACUAAAUUCCUGAACUUGUCCAUCGACGAGCCUAAGAUCAAAAUGGAACUUAUCAUAAUCUGUUAUAAUACGCUACACCGUUACAUCCAAAAUACGUACCUAUUUUCAAUUGGAAAUGGAGUAAUAUUAUCGCUAACAUAAAAGGUAAAUUGUGGAGUAAGUGGAGUAGAUGCAGGUACGUCUACCAAUAAAUAUUCUACUGGCAAAGGUCUUGCUAGCCUUGACACUUCAUUUCCAUACGAGUCUUUUUCCUAUUAGCAACAAAACCAAGUAAUUUUUUAGCCCUUCAAUAUAUUUCUAUUACGUUUAGUAAAAAAUUUAGUAAAUUUCAUUCGAAAAUAUUUUAAAAAACCCGCUUCAACGUUGUGCAUUAGGCCGGCCCUGACGAGUACAUAAGUGGGAGGACUGGCUGGACCGUUUCAUUGGUCGGUUCAAGCAGGUAUAACGAGGCUCACAAGGAAGGAUUAUGAAGGCAAGUCCAUAAUGCUCGAGCUCGUAGCCAUUCGAGAAAUGCGCGCGCAAAGGUAGAAGCCGCAGACGACACCGGCACCGUUUGCCACGAGUCGGACUGAAAGUGCAUAAGAAAAAGGAAGGAGACGAAACAGGAACACGGGAUAGAGGGGGAAGGAAGAGGAGAGAGACAGGAGGAUUCGAACAUCCAAGUGGGAGAAAGAUACGGGACGAGGAGAGGAGAGCAACAGCGUAAAGCGAGCAGCGCGCGCUGUGGUGUGUGUCGGUCGGUCGGUCGGUCGUCGCCGCCAUGCUAGUGGUUAGUUUAGUGAACCAAACAUCAUGAUGUGGCAAAACGUUCGCACGAGCUAAGACUGAAGUAACGCCGCGUUACCGGCGCGCCGUCGUUAUGUUAUCCAUAAUAACUCACAACGUUCGAUAAGCGUAAACACGUAACGUGAAUACAGUACAAAGAAAAAAAAGAAAAAAAAAAAAAAA
Osmia lignaria (orchard mason bee) is the source of this 2788-nucleotide messenger RNA. Its product is annotated as EKC/KEOPS complex subunit TPRKB. The record is from RefSeq and is a predicted model, not a curated record. Gene Ontology annotation, cellular component: EKC/KEOPS complex; cytosol; nucleus. Gene Ontology annotation, biological process: tRNA threonylcarbamoyladenosine modification. Lineage: Eukaryota; Metazoa; Arthropoda; Insecta; Hymenoptera; Megachilidae.